Chelonus insularis is the source of this 1140-nucleotide messenger RNA. RefSeq names its product mucin-19-like (gene Apd-1). The coding region runs from base 40 to 984 and encodes 314 amino acids. NCBI's taxonomy places the organism in Eukaryota, Metazoa, Arthropoda, Insecta, Hymenoptera, Braconidae. The transcript has 6 exons. The record is from RefSeq and is a predicted model, not a curated record.
CAAUAUCUCAGUUGAGCUAAUUACCCACUAAAUCUCAUCAUGAAGUACUUGAUUGUCUUAGCUGCUGUAGCUUCUGCUGUUUCCGCUGCUCCAAGUAGUCUUCUUCAUGGUCUAGGAUUAGCAGGUCCACACCUUGGAGCAGGAGCUGCUCUAGCGGGACCAGUUGUGGGCCAUGCUGGUCUUUCAGGACCAGUAGUUGGACCAGCUCAUGUGUCUGGGGCUGUAGCUGGCUCUGCUGUAGUUUCUGGAUCAGUUGCUGGACCUUCUGCUGUUAUUGGAUCCACUGCCGGAGCCACUCUUGUCUCUGAGCCAUCUCUUGGUCUUUCCGCAUGGGAUCUUGGAUGGCAUAAUGGACCCGGAGCAGUGGUUGCUUCCGGUCUAGUCGGACCUGCUGCUCUCCACGGAGGACAUGGCUCGGUUGUUGUUGCCGGUCCUGAUGGAGCAUCUAUUUCCACGCAUGGUCUCGGACAUGGUGCUGUAAUUGCUGGAGCACACGGACAUCUGGCACACUGUUCUCUUCUAUUAGCCGAUACAAACACUUUAAGAGCUCAUCAAACUUAUAUUUCAAUCAUGAAAUUUGCAAUUGUCCUUGCUGCUGCCCUCAUCGUGGCAAUCUCUGCUAGUCCAGAACGUCAACGUCGCUCACUUGGAUGGGGAUGGGGACAUAAUGGAGUCGUAUUAGGUGGUCUGGGCUGGGCUCCAGCUCUUGGAGUCCACGGUUCUGCUUUAGUAGGACCUGUUUCUCCAUCCGUUGCUGUGGUUGGACCUGCUGCAGGUUCUGCUGCCGUUGUUGGACCCGUUGGUGGUUCUGCUGCUGUGGUGGGACCUCAUGCAGGAAGUGCUGCUGUUGUUGGACCCUCUGGUGGACACACUGCUGUUGUUGGACCAUCUGCCGGACAUGCUGCUAUUGUUGGUGGCCACCCCGGAGCUGCUGUAGUAGCUGGACCUGCUGGUUUGAUUUCUGCUGGAGGUUUAUGGCAUUAAAAGUAAAUUACAAGCCAUUAAAGCAGUUUUAAUAUCAUAAUUGGAACUAGAAAAUUGUAAUUUGUUCAAGGAAUCUAAACAUCAAGAUACUGUCGUACAUCAUUGUUUUAAGAAACUUACUUCCGUAAACAAUAAAUUUUAUCACAGCUGCAUGAA